Molecule: messenger RNA, 2037 nt
Organism: Closterium sp. Yama58-4
Lineage: Eukaryota; Viridiplantae; Streptophyta; Zygnematophyceae; Desmidiales; Closteriaceae
Source: the annotation of a GenBank genome assembly
AUGGAUCCGGAGCUUCUUCCACGUGUCCAGUUGCUGCCGGAGGAAGAGGAGCAACAGGAUCGACGGAGCGACAGACACAGCUUUUAUGGAUUGCUCUUGACGCUGCUUGCUCUGGGUCUCUGCACCCUGACUGGAGUCGCCCUCCAGAGCGGUUGGUCUCCCGGCUCGCUCCGCCUCGUCGACGAAAUCCUGACGGAAUCCAAGCCUCUCUGGCAGGCUCGGUUACUGUCCAGCUGGCAGGCUGGUGUGGGAGGUUCGGCAGUGGAUGGUCCGGCAGCAGCAGCAUCAGCAGCAGAAGCAGAAGCUGCAAAAGAAGCAGCAGCUCCUGGUGCAGUGGUGGAGGCAGAUCACGCAGCAGUAGCUUCAGAGGACCCCCGCUGCUCCGAGAUCGGGAAGAAGAUUCUGAAAUCUGGCGGGAAUGCGGUGGAUGCAGGCAUCGCUACAGUGCUGUGCAUGGGCGUGGUGAACCCCAUGGCGAGCGGCCUCGGCGGGGGUGCGUUUAUUCUCAUUCGAUCAGCCAAUGGUUCCGCAGAGUUCAUUGACUGCCGAGAGACAGCCCCUGCUGCUGCCCAUCAGGACAUGUUUGAGGGGCACGAGGAGGAUAUUCGAAAGGGAGGACUCUCAGUGGGAGUACCCGGGGAGAUCGCAGGGCUUUACCUGGCGUGGCAGCGCCACGGCAGGCUGACGUGGCGCGACCUCGUCACGCCAGCCGCUGACAUGGCAGAGAAUGGCUUCCACGUGGCAGCUUACCUGGCAAACUCCCUCGCUGCCAGCAACGCCACCAUCCUCUCAGACCCGGGUCUGAGCGCUGUUUUCGCCCCGGGAGGGAAGCUUCUGAGGAAAGGAGACACCUGCUACCGUCCCACCCUAGCAGCCACUCUUAAAGCCAUAGCAGAACAGGGUCCAGAUGCUUUGCACCGAGGGGAGCGGGCGAGGGCACUAGUCCAAGAAAUCCAGGCGAUGGGAGGGAUACUAACCGAACAGGACUUGGAAAAUUUCCAGGCGGAACUGAGGGAGGUGCUUCUGGGGAAGGCGUUUGGUUUGGAAUUCCUGAUGGCGCCACCGCCAUCCUCAGGGGGAGCGGUGAUUCUGCAUGUGCUGAAGAUUCUCCAGGGGUAUGAGCUUCCGUUGGCGUCAGCAGGAGUGUUGGGAUUGCAUCGCGUGGUGGAGAGCUUGAAGCAUGCGUUCGCCAUGCGCAUGCACCUGGGGGACCCUGCUUUUGUCAACGUCACCGAUGUUAUUCGAGACAUGCUGUCAGACGAGUUUGCUGCCCGGCUCCGAUCCGCCAUCCACGACAACAUGACCUUCCCGCCCGACCACUACGGCCACCCCGAGGACGAGUCAGAAGAGGACAAAAAGCGCCACCCGCACCGCCACCAACUAUACGCACAGCUAGACGACCACGGCACAUCACACACAUGUGUGGUGGAUCAGGAUAGAAUGGCUGUUUCUAUCACAUCUACAAUUAACGGGCCAUGGGGAGCUGGCAGGAUGGCGGUCCAAUCAGGAAUUGACGGGCAGCUGAAAGCUGUGGUUGGUGGGGCAGGAGGGCCUUUGAUUAUUUCGGCUGUUCUGCAAGUGAUCCUGCAUUUCUUUUGCCGGGGUUAUUCACCCUUCAAGGCCAUCGAUGCCCCUCGCAUCCACCACCAGUUGCUGCCGAACACAUUGUUCUACGAGGCAGGUCAUGCUCUAGAUGACGGCGAGCGCAUCUCAGUCCCCAAUGCAACCCUUGCUGCUCUGGCCCGUCGCAACCACACCACCUUCCCCAUUCAAUUCGGGGGCUUUGUUCAGCUCAUCGUGCAAGACCUUGAUGGCCCCAGCAGUGCUGCUAACCGUGCUGCACUGCAAACGUUAGACUCUGCUGCAGCAGUGCCGUCUCCUGUAACAGUGCCAUCUCGUGGGGCCAGCAGGAAACUCAUUGCAGAGCAGGAAGCAGCCAGGCUUGCAAUUGUUGAGCCAAACUUCCCGCCUCUGCUAUUUGGGCGGCUCACUGCAGUGAGCGACCCGCGCAAGGAUGGUGGUCCUGCUGGGUACUGA